AUGUGCGAUCUCACCCCUUUGCCCUUGCACUCCAUGUCGGCCUCCGAGAAGCGCGGUCAGCACGACCAGCACCUCCGGAUACUCGAGAAGCGGAUAGAGGUCCCCGGCAUCGUUCUGACCGAGGCCGACGAUGACUACGACGUCUCGUGCUCUCCGACACCGACAGGGCGCAAGCAGGUCGUGCUCCUCAACCCCUGUACGGUGUACGGCCCCCGUGUCCGACCAACAGCGCCGACAGCACGCUCACUAGUCAUCCUCAUUCUGGUCCUGCUCGCGGCGUACCACCUCUGGACGCAUCUGGACCUCCUGCACGUCCAGGUCCCACAAGCAGCUGUACCCCUAUGA
This is a messenger RNA of Trichosporon asahii var. asahii CBS 2479, 345 nucleotides long. RefSeq lists its product as uncharacterized. The record is from RefSeq and is a predicted model, not a curated record. The transcript is spliced from 3 exons. NCBI's taxonomy places the organism in Eukaryota, Fungi, Basidiomycota, Tremellomycetes, Trichosporonales, Trichosporonaceae. The coding region runs from base 1 to 345 and encodes 114 amino acids.